GUUCUUCUUCUUAUUCUUCUUUCCCCUUGCAUUCUUCUCCGAACUUGUGUCUCAUUCUCUUAAAUUCUUCAACUUUCACUUCAUUUUCUUCAAAUUCCACUACUUCAUUCGAUUCCUCCGUUACUGCUUCGUUAUCUAACAACUUCCACCUUCUCUGCUUAGUUCAAGGUGUAGCGCCCCCCUUCAAAUCUUUCUGGGAUGUUGGUGUUGAUACUGAGAUAGAUCAUGAUCAGAACCUUGUCAUAACCAUUUUGUUCUUUGGGGCAUGGACUGGCUGUUUAUGCCUACUGUUAGUGUCUGUGAACAAUGUUUAGCAGGCCAAGGGGUGCCAGUGCUUUUAGUAUAUUCAAAUGGAAACAACAAGGUACAUCAUCUCUGACAACAGGUUUGCUUCAGGAUGUUCCACCAGAGAUUGAAUUGUCUGAUUAUCGAAAGAUCCCAAGUCCAGGCAGUGAGAGCCCUUCAGGACUUCUUAAUGGCGAAAGCGUACAUGUAGAACCAAUUGCUGAUUUGGAUCUUUUCUUUGAAAGGCUUUAUAGCUACUACUGUGAGAAAGGGCUAUGGUGCAUCAUUAUAAAGUGGAUUGUUGAACUUCUAAGUCUGGGGUUCACCAUAUGUUUUUCAGGAUUUUUUUUACUUUAUGUUGAUUGGAAUGGGCUCCGCAAUGCAAAGUGUGGGAUGGAUGCUGUUGAAUCUGGAAUUAAGCCCUGUGAUCUUGCUAAGGAAGCUCUUCAUCAACACCCUUUAACUCCACUAACACUUACGAAAGCUAUUAUUGUUGGAUACUUGGGAAUAUUUUCCAUCUAUUGGCUAUUUUGCUUUUUGAGAUUCUUUGCUCAACUAAAGGAUACUCUGGAAAUCCGACAGUUUUACUUCAACAGUCUCCAUGUUACUGACAAUGAAAUUCAAACCAUGCCCUGGGCUACAAUUAUUGAAAAAGUUGUUCUGGUACAAAGUUCUCGACAACUCUGUGUGGUAAAGGAUCUUUCUGCCCAUGACAUGGUCAUGAGAUUGAUGCGGAAGGAGAACUACUUAAUCGGAAUGCUCAACAAGGGUGUGCUUGCUUUCCCCAUUUCACAGUGGGUUCCAGGAGCUGGUCCUACAGUGAAAUCAAGUCCUAAUGGACCACAACAUUGUUUAGUACUAACGAAAACUCUUGAGUGGACUUUGAAUUGGUGUAUCCUGCAGAACAUGUUUGAUCGGAACUUUUGUGUCAGAAGGGAUUUUGUGUCAAAUCCAAAGACAUUACAGAAAAGGCUUGUGGUAGUUGGGCUUUCAAUGCUUUUACUUUCUCCAUUUCUUGUCAUAUUCAUGGUGGUAUAUCUCUUCCUGAGGCAUGCUGAACAAUUUUAUAAUCACCCAAGCAAGGCAUCAUCUCGAAGAUGGUCAAAUUUGUCGAGGUGGAUCUUUAGGGAAUUCAAUGAGGUGGACCAUCUCUUCAAGCAUCGGAUUAAUAACAGUGUAUUGCAUUCUUCUGAUUAUCUCAAGCAAUUUCCAUCACCUAUCAUAUCUAUCAUUGCAAAAUUUAUCUCUUUUGUAUCGGGUGGCUUUGCUGCAAUUUUGAUCAUCAUUGCUUUUCUUGAGGAGUCUCUGCUAGAGGGCCAUAUAUUUGGUCGGAACUUGUUUUGGUAUGCUGCUGUUUUUGGAACUAUAACUGCCAUUAGCCGGGCUGCUGUUACAAAUGAACUUCUGGUCUUAGACCCUGAGGGAGCAAUAUCUAUGGUGGUUCAGCAAACACAUUAUAUGCCAAAGAGAUGGCGAGGUAAAGAAGGUUCUGAAAUGGUCCGCGUCGAGUUUGAAACCUUAUUCCAGUAUACUGGAAUUAUGUUACUUGAGGAGAUGGCCUCAAUUUUUCUCACUCCAUAUUUACUUCUGUUUAUCGUCCCGAAGCGGAUUGACGAUAUAUUGCAGUUCAUUGCUGAUUUCACUGUAAAUGUUGAAGGUGUCGGUCAUGUUUGCAGUUUUAGCACCUUCGAUUUUCAAGAGCAUGGAAACAGUCAUUAUGGUUCCCCAUGCAAUGCACCUCGUAGCCGGAGGAGUUCCCAGGGGAAGAUGGAGAAAUCAUUGUUGAGCUUUCAGAGUAGUUACCCUUCAUGGGAACCAAAUGCUCAGGGGAAGCGGUUUUUGCUAAAUCUCAGAACAUUCAGAGAGCAAAAGUUACCAGUACAUGGAAACAGACCUGCAUUUUCUCCUCCUAGAAUGUGGAGGGGUAGUCCCAACAUGGAAAGCAAUGGAGACAGAAACCGGUUUAUAUCCAGGGAAAUGCCAUACAGUACUUUUGUAACUGGCAAUCACUUGGGUUCAUUGUGGUUGAUUGAAGGCAACCAAAACAAUCAUCCAUAUCUUCUUGAUUGGUACUAUACAUCUCGACCUCAUGAUGCUACUUUGAGAGAGAUUCCAUUAGAACCAUUUGGAGAAAUGGAGCAUCAUUCCAGAGAGAAUUGGAUGACCUCCAACUUGACAAAGAAUGAACGUGGGUAUGAAGAAUACUCAAACGAGUAUUGUGAAGAUCGGGCUUCAUCUCAUCUUGGGGCUUCCACAUCAGCUCCCAUCUUCAGGGAAAGCCUAAUUCAGGAUCAAAAUUCUAAUGAACUGUCCCACGGUAACAGGAGUCAUUGGUGGGCUAGAAGUCACCAACAGGGUGGACAGGCUCCGACAAGCUUUUUUGAGCCUCCUGAUUUCAAUCACCAAACAACAUAUAAUUAUUAUGACAAGUUUUCUGAUAGAGGGUCAGAGGAUCAAGAUCAAGAACAACGCUUGUACUGGAGAGAUUAUCACAGAUUAUCUAGAACAACUUGCACAGAUGACUUAGAGGCAGGAGAAUUUGAUCUUCAUUUUGAUAAUAUUUACAGCAGACCUCCAGGAACUCCCCCUGUAAAUCCCAACUCUGCAAGCUUUUGAGUGAUGGCUUUGUCCCUCAUUAUUUGUUUGGGAGGCUCCUGCUUUCAAGUAUGUGGAAUGCAUGAAUUUCCUAGUCAUGAUUCUUAUAUGGAAACCCCGUUCUUUUCUGUAUAUAGAUUCAUUGGAAGG
Molecule: messenger RNA, 3030 nt
Organism: Gastrolobium bilobum
Lineage: Eukaryota; Viridiplantae; Streptophyta; Magnoliopsida; Fabales; Fabaceae
Product: autophagy-related protein 9-like
Exons: 11
Coding region: 307-2901 (864 amino acids)
Biological process (GO): protein localization to phagophore assembly site; autophagy of mitochondrion
Cellular component (GO): autophagosome; phagophore assembly site
Source: RefSeq, a predicted model, not a curated record